Messenger RNA from Adineta ricciae, 327 nucleotides. Lineage: Eukaryota; Metazoa; Rotifera; Eurotatoria; Adinetida; Adinetidae. The record is from the annotation of a GenBank genome assembly.
AUGGCUCGACGAUUCUACGUUUUCUCCGUCAUUGUUUUGUGUCAAGCCUCCCGUAAGAUUCAGUUGAAAGAAAAGAAAAAAAAGCUGAAAUCGAAAGGUAUUCUGUCUGGCGUAUUUGUUCUUAGUCGAACAACAACAUGUGCAAAUCCUGUCAAUUGUUUGAUUGAUCCAUGCCAAGGUGCAACACGCAGAAACUAUACGAAUGCUGUGUCGCAAAUUACUGUGGGGGAUGCAAUCGAAAUUUCUACGUUGGCUGCAAAAAGGUCGACUGUGGAUAAGAAUCAAUUUUCAUAUGAUCUAUGGAUAUCUUUAUUCAAAAUAAAUUAA